Molecule: messenger RNA, 912 nt
Organism: Trichoderma aggressivum f. europaeum
Lineage: Eukaryota; Fungi; Ascomycota; Sordariomycetes; Hypocreales; Hypocreaceae
Exons: 2
Coding region: 1-912 (303 amino acids)
Source: RefSeq, a predicted model, not a curated record
AUGAGCAAUAAACGGCCUCUUGCGGUGGGCAAUAUCCCCAACGAAGUCGGGUCCGCGGCGCGACUGAACACAGCGUCACGCUCAAAGACACCUGACGCUCGCAUCCAGCAGCUCAUCGAUCAGAUCAACGAGCAUGGCUACGCCAUCAUGCCAGACGCCUUCCCCCCCUCGAUCGUCGCCGAGGCCAAGGCUGAGGUCGCGCGGCUGAUGGCGGAUCCCGAGAUGGUCGGGCCGGCGGGCGAAAUGGGCCGCAACACGUUUGAAGGGCUCAAGACGCAGCGGCUGUACGCGCUGGCGAACAAGUCGCGCGUGUUUGACGCCUUUGCGCUGCAUGAGGACGUGCUUGCGCUGAACGAUUACUUUUUGGAUCCGGGGUAUUUGGUGAAUUCGUUUCAGAGCAUUAAUAUCUUGCCGGGGGAGAGUGCGCAGACGCUGCAUUACGAUCAUGGGUAUGUGACGAUGGAGAGGCCUCAUAAAGCGGUUGGGACGGGUGUCAUGAUUGCGCUGGAUGAUUAUAAAGCUGAUAACGGCGCAACUGUCAUUGUUCCAGAUUCUCAUUUAUGGGAUUCCCACCGCGUGCCUUUGGCCGAGGAGACGAUUCCUGUCAUUAUGCCGGCCGGCAGCAUGCUCUUCUUCCUCAGCACGCUGUGGCACGGCGGCGGCGCGAAUACAAGCGACGAGAGCAGGUUGGCACUGACGGCGCAGUACUGCCAGCCGUGGAUCCGGCCGAUGGAGAAUCAGAUCCUGGCGGUGGACUGGGAGAAGCUGGACGAGAUUCCGGAGAGGUUGGUGGACAUGCUGGGGUAUAAAGUCGGGAACCCGUUUCUUGGGUUUGUGGAUGGGGGGAGUCCGAGGGCGGCCGUGGCGAGGCUGUUGAGGAAGUAUAAGGGGAUUGCUGAGGCGAAGCUGUGA